AUUAGAUUCCCAUUUUUUAUUAUAAAUUUAAACAGAAAACAACAUAAUUUGUAAUUAUAAUUCCUACUAUUUGGUUUAUUAAAACCAAGUUAUAAUCAUUAUUUUUAAGAAAAAAAUAGGCAACUUUUAAUAAAGUAAUCUACCUAAAUAUCUGCACACUUUAUAUAAAGAAUGGGAAAACAUGUGAUCUCAAUUCUUUUUCUUUCAAUAAUAUUAUUAACAUAUCCUGUUGAGGCUAGGCAUAUUUAUAAUGCUCAAAAAACUAAUUAUGAAAGCGAAAAAUUAACUAGAUAGAAUGUUUAAAUUAAUAUCUAAAGAGAAGAAUCAAACUAAUAGUCUACAGUUAGGAACAAGCACUUGACUUAAAAUUAGGAUGAAGAAGUAGCAGCUGAAAAUUAUUAAAAUAUAAUAUUAUUAGGUAAAAGUGGCUCAAGUUAUCCUAGAGCGUUGGUCAUUUCAAUCAUUUCAACAAUAGUCGUUAGUUGCAUGUGUUUCUUCACUCAGUUUGUUUUAGAGUUUUCUAAAAGAUGCAAACAAAAUUACAGCGAACUUUAGUAUAUCAAAAAAAUAUAAAUUAUAUAAGAAUAGCAAAUGCUGGAACAGCUAGAAUAACAAAAAAUAUUUGAGUAAAACAUAUUUUCUAAUUCUUAAAUUGAUAUUCAAAAUGAGCAAAACUAGUAAAAUUAAGUAUGA
Molecule: messenger RNA, 693 nt
Organism: Tetrahymena thermophila SB210
Lineage: Eukaryota; Ciliophora; Oligohymenophorea; Hymenostomatida; Tetrahymenidae
Product: transmembrane protein, putative
Exons: 6
Source: RefSeq, a predicted model, not a curated record